This is a messenger RNA of Plasmodium malariae, 2406 nucleotides long. RefSeq names its product conserved Plasmodium protein, unknown function. Lineage: Eukaryota; Apicomplexa; Aconoidasida; Haemosporida; Plasmodiidae. Bases 1 to 2406 code for a protein of 801 amino acids. The record is from RefSeq and is a predicted model, not a curated record. The transcript is spliced from 2 exons.
AUGAAAAUGGAUGCAGAGGAUAUAAAAAAAAGCAGCAAAAUAAAAAGAAGAACACGAAAUAAGAAGAAUUUCAGCGAGUUAUUUGGUGAUAAUAAUGAAAGAAGAAAUAGACGAAUAGAUUUUUCUUAUUAUAUAAAUAAUGAAUCAACUAUCUUAGAGUUAUUGUUGGACAAUAAUGUUGAAUCUUUUAAAAGUGCAGGUAAAUUAUUAUUCAUAAUAUUAUCGGGUAUAGCUCCUAGUUUUCUUUAUUUCAAGAGAGUAUUAAAUUUAAUACAUUUAUUUUUUUACAAAGGAGGUAAAAAAUUUUAUCAUAGUAACAUUCAUGUAAAGGUUAUGUUAUUCCUUCAUGAUUAUAUAAAAUUAAAUCGUGUGUAUUGUACCAUAUAUUUAUUUAAUCUUUUACUAUCUAAUAAUAAUAUAAAACGUUUUGAGGAACAUAAAGAUAAAUAUAUGCCAAAACAUGUUAUAGCUACGCAUGUAGAUCAUUUAUAUUUUCACGUUAAAGAUUUUCUGUACAUAGUUAGAAAUUUUUUUAUUAGUAAAGAAACAGAUCAAAAAAAAAUAAACAUAGAAAAGGAAAUAAAAAAUAAGGGAAAAAAUAGAUUUAAGACAAACGUGUUUAAUAAAAAUAGGAUCGUAUUAUAUAAAGAAAACGAUGAGGAAAUGCUACAAAAUUUUAUUAAAUUAUUUCAUUUUAAAUUUCCCAAAUCAUUAAGAAAAAAGUUAAAACAUUUAAUACUGCAAUGUACACACGUAAAUUACCCAUUACAUAGUAUAUAUUUAGAUAUGUACAUUUUAUACAAUAAAAAAAAUAUUGUAAAAGUUUUAGUUGUAAUAGAUCAACUUUUUUGUUCGUUAUUUCCGUACUAUUAUUUUUUUGAAUUAAAAUUAAAGCUUCUUUUACUGCAUAUACACGAAUAUAAGGAAAAAGAAAAAGAAAGAGAAAAGGAAAAGGAAAGGCUAAAGGAAAAACAAAGGCAAAUGGAAAUGGAAAUGGAAAUGGAAAAAGCAAUGAAUGAUUUGUCAAAAGACGAGAUAGAUAUAGAAAAAUCAGAUAAUAUGGGGCACUUAAAAUCUAUGAAAAAUUCUUUUAUUAACAAGUCAGCACAUAUUUUAGAACUUCAUAGAAAUCCAUUUAUUAUUAAUCAUGAAGAGACUAGUACGCUUGUGUAUGAUGAGUCAUCACUUGGUAACAUAAAUAACGAAAAUAUAAAUGUUAAAAAAAAAAAUGAAAAAUUAAAAGAAGAUUUAAAAUGCUUAUAUAGUAGUAGCAGUAGUAGCGGAUCGGCAAAAAGUUUUGAUGAAAUAGCUCCUAAAUAUAUGAAAGCAAAUGAUGAUUCUGCUAAUAAUUCGGAUAAUGUAUCAGAGGAUGAUAAUGACAAUAAUUUUUAUUUAGAUCAAUUUAUGAAUUUAUAUGUUAACUGUACAGAGAAAAUGGUAAAGAGUUUACCAUCUGUUAGUGAUUUGUAUAGUGGUAACCCACUUAAAGAGUUAAAUAAACAAAUAAGAGGUAAAAGGAAAAAAAGAAACAAACAUUUUCAUUUGGACCAAAUUCAAUUAUAUAGAAUGAAAAGUAUAACUAAGGAUAUGAUAGAUGAUAAUAUAGAAACAGUUAGUAAAACGGAUGGAAACAAUAAAAUCGAAGAUACAGUAGUAGAAGUAGAACUAGAGGAAGAAGAUAUAUCUUUACAAAGGGAAUACAAAAAACCAAAAUUGGGUAAUUUGCCACCUAUAGAUAGUAUAUAUAAAGAUACAUAUAAUGACUUAACAUACAACUUAAAUGAAGUUGUAAACGUUGCUAAAGGAUUAAUGACCUCUUCAUAUUAUGACUCCAUAUAUGUAAAAUUGUUUUAUUGUUAUUUAUUACCGUUUAUCUCUUUUGAAAAAAGAAUUGAAAUAUUUUUAAUUUAUUCUUAUGCAAAUUAUAAGAUUAUGAAAUCUUUAAUAUUCAUUACUUUUUAUAAUAAUUACAAGUCAACAUUUAUCUUAAAUGCUAUUAAAACAGUAUUUGAAGACAAAUAUAUUUUUCAAAAAUACAAAAAUACAUACUUUAACGGACUUUCACUAAGAAAUAUACCAAAGAACUAUUUUGUUUUUCUCUUUCUUCUUUCCAUUUUUUUUUAUGACGAAAAGGAGGAAUCGUUGCUCUAUAUGCACAAGCUCUUUUACAAUUAUGACGUAGAUAUAAUCAGUGACCAAGAGAAAGACAUAAAUUAUAAAAAAAUAUUUGAGGAAGUGGAAUUAGAGAAUGAUAAUAAAUAUAUUGAAGAAAAAAAACAUAUAAACAUAAUCAUCAUAAAAUAUAUUGAAAUGUACAAAGAAAAAUUUAAUAUUUAUCUUUGUGAUUAUUUUGAUUUUUAUAGAAUAUUUUUUAUAUUAUUUGUUUCGUGCGUUGAAAUGGAAUGA